GCAAAAAGUUACAGUGCAUUUCAACAUUUGCUCACUUGGGAAAAUCCAGAAAGCCUCACAAGAUUGCAGGAGGAUAACACGGACAAGAGGCAGAGCCCUUCCACCAACACCAAGCAGCAAGAGCAGGCAGGGAACAAGACUGCACAAUGGCGUCAGAAGACCACAUGCCAGGCCCUGUGUGCCUCAUUGAGAAUGUGAAAGGGCAACUGGUAGCCAACCAGGAGGCUCUGCAGAUCCUGUCUGCCAUCGAGCAGCCAGUGGUAGUGGUGGCCAUUGUGGGUUUCUACCGCACAGGCAAAUCCUACCUGAUGAACAAGCUGGCUGGGAAGAACACAGGCUUCUCUCUGGGCUCCACAGUGCAGUCUCACACCAAGGGGAUCUGGAUGUGGUGUGUGCCUCAUCCCCAGAAGGCAGACACCACCUUAGUUCUGCUUGACACAGAGGGCUUGGGUGAUGUUGAAAAAGGUGACAACCAGAGCGACUGCUGGAUCUUUGCCCUGGCUGUACUUCUCAGUAGCACCUUUGUGUACAACAGCAUGGGAGCCAUCAACCAGCAGGCCAUGGACCAGCUGCACUAUGUGACAGAGCUGACAGACAGAAUCAGAACAAGAUCCUCAUCUGACCAGGAUGAGGUGGAUGCCUCAGAUGAGUUUGUGAGUUUCUUCCCGGAUUUCGUGUGGACUGUGAGGGACUUCUCUCUUGAGCUGAAAAUAAAUGGAAAACCCAUCUCUGCAGAUGAAUACCUAGAGAAUAGCCUGAGACUUAUAUAUGGUACUGGCCAAAGAGAUAAAGAAAAAGAAUUAAAUAUGCCUAGGCUUUGUAUCCACAAGUUCUUCCCAAAGAAGAAAUGCUUUGUCUUUGAGAGGCCAGCACCGGGGAAGAAGCUUGGCCAGCUGGAAUCACUACAGGAUCAUGAUCUGUACUCUGACUUUGUGGAACAGGUGGCAGAUUUCUGUUCCUACGUGUUCAGCUGUUCCAAGGUUAAAAGGCUUUCAGGAGGCAUCAAGGUCAAUGGACCACGACUAGAGAGCUUGGUGACAACCUAUAUCAACACCAUCAGCAGUGGAGGUUUACCCUGUCUGGAGAAUGCUGUCCUGGCUUUGUCCCAGACAGAGAAUGAAGCUGCAGUGCAAAAGGCCAUUGCCCACUAUGACCAGCAGAUGAGCCAGAAGUUGCAGCUGCCCACAGAGACCCUCCAGGAGCUGCUGGACCUGCACAGGGCCAGUGAGAAAGAAGCCAUCAAGAUCUUUAUGGAGAAUUCCUUCAAAGACAUUAAUCAAGUGUUUUUAAUGCAAGUAAUGACCAGAUUAGAAGCAAAGCUAGAAGAAUUCUUUAAGAAGAAUGCACAGGUGUCCUCAGACCACUGCUCGGCUCUGCUUCAGGGUAUUUUCAGUCCUCUAGAAGAAGACUUGAAGCAUGGGAUUUAUUUUAAACCAGGGGGAUACUUUAUUUUUAUGCAGAAGAUACGGGAGUUGAAGAAAAAGUACUAUGAGGAACCUAGGAAGGGGGUUCAGGCUGAAGAAGUUCUGCAGAAAUUUUUGCAGUCAAAGGAAGAAGUGAGUGAUGCAAUUCUACAGACAGACCAGACUCUGAAAGAAAAGGAAAAGGAGACUGAAGUGGAGCGUGUGAGAGCUGAAGCCACUCAGGCUGCAGCAAGAAUGCAGGAGGAAAUGCAACAGGAGAAUAAGCAGUUGCUGCAACAGAAAAAGAGUCAUGAGAAACAUAUAAAAGUGUUGACUGAGAAGAUGGAGAAGGUCCAGGCCCAGUUGAGCAAGGAGAAGAGAGCACAUUUGAAGAUAUCUUUGGAAUGUGCAGAACUACGGGAAGAGAAUGAAAGACUUCAUUUCAGGAAAAGGAGAAAGGUUUUUGGAUGUGUGUUGUGCUAAAGGCCUAAAAGAGUAGUGCUAUCCUGCCAUUCAAAGCAGAACUGAAAAGGGUGUAGAAUUUGGAACAGGAGUGACUCUAUGUGAAACACAAAUUAAAAAUAUGCAAAGAUGUUCAGUGCAAUCAUGGAAAUCAUGUUCAUCUUCAUAUAAGAUUGGGUACCAAAGAUGCCAUUGAUGUCUUUCUCACAAAAGAGGUACCAACAACACCACUUAGAAGAAAGGCACCUUUCCAGAUGAUCUCAAGACACUUAUUGUAUUAUUAAGUAUUGGUUCAUAAUUAGGAAUCCAGUUGUCCAAGGAUGUGAUAGAUCUAAAGGACAGGGACAACCAACCUUAUUUCCCACAAUGUAAAGUUUUCCAUUGUAUGAAAUAUCAAAACACUCAACUUUUCAGCAGUGGAAUUAUUUGUGGACACUGAUGAUGGUUAACCCUAUGAACACACUCCAUUAUAAAUCAAGACACCUGCCUGGAGAUGAGAUAUCCAAAGGAAUAUGGAAGAACCCAUUACCAUGACAAGAAGCUGUUUUACAGAUCCAUGGGCCAAUGAAGGGAAUGUACAUGGAGAGAUUGAAACUGUUACAUUACUUUUCUAAACUUUAAUAUUUAACACUGAUUGCAUGCUAACAUGAUGUCAACAAAGCAUAAUGUAGACCUUAAGGAUGACUUUAAAUGAUGAUGGGUAAUCUACAGUAUCAAGUGUAUUUUAAUGGUUUAUCUGUAACCAUAAACUUACUCUACUCUUUUCCAUUUUUUAGCAGUUAUACCUGAAAUCCUUUUGAUUUUUCCACAAGCAGAAUAAAGAUUAUUUU
This is a messenger RNA of Alexandromys fortis (reed vole), 2695 nucleotides long. Its product is annotated as guanylate-binding protein 1-like. The coding region runs from base 147 to 1886 and encodes 579 amino acids. Gene Ontology annotation, molecular function: GTPase activity; GTP binding. Gene Ontology annotation, biological process: defense response to Gram-positive bacterium; defense response to protozoan. NCBI's taxonomy places the organism in Eukaryota, Metazoa, Chordata, Mammalia, Rodentia, Cricetidae. The record is from RefSeq and is a predicted model, not a curated record. The transcript is spliced from 11 exons.